Messenger RNA from Cyclopterus lumpus (lumpfish), 4706 nucleotides. RefSeq names its product G patch domain-containing protein 2-like. Bases 130 to 1524 code for a protein of 464 amino acids. The transcript is spliced from 10 exons. The record is from RefSeq and is a predicted model, not a curated record. NCBI's taxonomy places the organism in Eukaryota, Metazoa, Chordata, Actinopteri, Perciformes, Cyclopteridae.
UGUGACGGUCUGUUUUGCAGUCGAGUCACAGCGAGUCGGAGACACCUGAUUGGCUGGACAGCAGGGCGGAAGUGCGUCUUGGUGUCCCAGCUGUGCAGAAAACAAAACAAGACAAGCUGCGACUGCACCAUGAUGAAUGAGCUGGUGCAGGACCUGGUGUCUGCUCUGGAGCAGACCUCAGAGCAAAAGAAGCUGGGGGAGCUGUGGGAGGAAAUGGUCCUGAGUCCACUGCACCAGCGCCGGCAGAUCCGCCGUCGCAGAGUCCGCAAGCGCUAUCGCGAAUCUUCCUUCUAUCCGCUGGAGCACAGGCGAUGCUGGAUUGAGGCCUCUGAGUCCAGUUUGGACGAGACUAAAGGAUACAGGGAGAACUCUUCCUCUACCAUCACCGCCUCGGUGGCCAACUGCAGUGACUCUGACGACAUGACUUCAACCAACCGAUGGCGCUCCGUCAUGAGAGGCCCGGUCAGGACUAGGCAGCCCUCCUGGCCAGAGUCCGACUCCUUCACAGAGAACAACACAGGACGCCAUCUCAGGAGGCGGAGGAAGGUCAAACGCAUGACCUCAGACAUCACAGUUAGGUUGCAGCAGAAGUUAAAGGUUUCUGGUGUGGAUGGGAAACGGAGACACAGGCCGUCUAGGAUGCAGCAUCUGGCAGGAUCCAAGAAGAGGUCUGGCGGUUGCGUGGGAGCAGACCGACAGACAGAAGGAGCCAGGCUGAUGGGAAAGGAGUGCUGGAAGAGAAAGAUGGCCAAGGAGCACAGAGAUGCCGCUGAUGAGAACAUGUCUGAGGGGGAAACCAGCAGCACAUGCAGCAGUGACCCUGGUCUGUUCACCAAUGAUGAGGGAAGACAAGGGGAUGACGAGCAGAGUGACUGGUUCUUCGAGGGGGACUGUGGAGUCGGGAAGGGCGUGGCCAGCCUGCUGCCCAGCUGGGAGUCAGACAACCAGCUUUCCCUCGACGAUAACCGGCCCCCGCCUACUUUCCUGCAACCAGCACGGCCCUCUCAGAGAGGGUAUCGGUAUCAUUCACCCCUUAAGCCAGUGCCUGGCUCUGCUGCCUGCUGCAUUAGGAAGGAAAGGAGGCGGCUUCCCAGCAAGGGCAACGGCAUGCCAGUGUUUGUAGAGAGACUGAGAAACUUCUCCCAAGAUCCUUACCAGAGAGACUUCUGGCUGCCUUCUGUUGGAAAAAGAGACCGAAGCCAGUUGAGCCCUUUGUGCCCAUUACCAGUGUGUCCUAUUGACAUGGUGUCAGAGAGCUCCCAUCUCAGAUGUUCCACCUCAAUCUGCAGAAACAGGCAGACUAAUGUCUCCUGUGCAUAUCAGUCCCGGAGUGACACCCGGAGGAGGAGGACAACGGAAGCUGUGUCCGUCACAACAUCAGCUAGCAACCCAUUUCAUAAGGAUCCCCGGAAAGAAGAGGCACAGGGAGCCAGUAACAGCUCAACCCUAGAGGCUGUGGGACCAAGUGCUCCAGGUUCACAGAGUUUAUCUCUUCUCCAGAGGGGCCAUGAGGAACCUGAAUAAGGCCGGACGAGCCCACUAAAGUGACAAAGGAAAAGCUAUUGCUCCAGAGAAUUUAAAGGGCCAAAAUGCCUCUUGCUGCACAAACUUUAUGACAAAAAACCCCACAAAGCACAUAAUUACUCCUCAAAUCAGCAUGUUACUGCUAGAUCCCAUCUUUCCAGCAGUAAAAUAGGCAUGACAAAUGUUAAUGCAAUCAAGCCUUGUUAAACCCUCUGCCAAGAGGCUCCUUGUUUGACUCAAGACUGGACGGCUCCUCCUGUUUCCACACACAGUCUCCAGGCCACCUGCUACCACACAAUCCAACAAUUAUGUCCAUUCUAGUAGCACAGCGUUUGUCAGCGGGAACACUGGGAGGAUCGUGAGGCUGGAUAGCUUUACUUUACGGCUGUGCAGGCAGCACGAGCGCGCGGAGACAGGAGAGCAUCAGAAUGUGUAGCCACCACAUGCUGCUCCAGGGUUCAGAAAGCCGACCACCGGUAGGGAGCCACACAAAGUACAGGCCUCCUAUUAGCAUGGAUUUGAAAAGCUACAGUUUGUACAAAGGUGCUCAUUAGCACAACACAGAGGGAGUGUAGUCGCGGUCCUUGGAGGGCUGCCUCUGUUCCCUUCAGCCUACCUUCCAUAUUCAAAUUUCCCCAAAUGCAUUUAAGUUCAAGGCCAGCUGCAAAUGUGUUUGAACAGCCUGUUUUUCAGCAGUGGUGGAUUAGUUGCUGCUGGGGCUGUGCAGAGAGCCGGCAGAAAAGGGUUGGAGGAGCUGUUGGAGACGGGACAGGAGAGUCAUACGAUGUAUUUUCACCUACCCUUGGGGUAUGCAAUUCCCCGCCUCCCUUCAAUCAGAUGCAUUAAAAGAUCGAUGGCAGCAUACAGUGAGAUCAAACACUUCUCACCAAGCUGGUAAACAAACAGUGCGUUCAGAAAAAUUCAUUUUUAAGUAUAUUCUGCUUGUCUGUUUUGUUUUUUUAAAUACAAAGGCAUACGUAUUUGACAGACACAUUUACGACAUAUUUUUUAAAAACCUUAUCUGAAAUCUUCCCUGCAACAAAAGGCAUAGGUAUGCCACUACUUUAAUAAUAAUGACAACAUAGUGAAAUGAACUGCAUUAUCACCAGCUACAUUCUGCAUGUCAUUUUCAGAAACUUUGAAGCCUUAUUGAAGAGAAGAAUCACAUUUAGUAGAAUGAGAUUUGCCAAUUAACGUGAGUUAUACGUCUGCAUUAAUCCAUCUGAGAAGGCUUUAUGUGAUCAUGUUGGCCAGGGAUGACAUUUAUAAAUGCUGUGUGUGCACACUCAUCUAAAUGGAUGCCUCACAAACGACACCCUGCCACAGGAAUCAGUCAAAAUGAGCCAGCCGCCCCCAGCACGCACACACACACACACACACACACACACACACACACACACACACACACACACGUGGCUAGCAUCGCUGGGGCCGCUGCUGCAGCUUGACCAAGGAGUCCAGCAGCACCAUGGGUUCUUCCCACACAAGGAACACAUGGUGGUCCAGACUGAAUAAGUUCAUUUAAAAAAAAAAAAGAAAAAAGAAAGCUUUUGAUAAAUACAUUGGUGUCUUCUUCAAGACAUAUGCCCCAGGACACGUUGACAAGUAUUGACUGUGUGGUGUUUUAAGGAGAGCUUCUCGCUGUUGCCUUGUCCGUCAGUGUGUGUUUUGGUGCCAAGGCAUUGACAGCUAAGGAAAACGUAUCGGUUCAGCUACAGUUCCAUUAGUAGCAGGAGGGGAAACACCUCUCCUGCCUCUCUGGUAAUUAGCAGUCACCAUAAUGACAUCUCAGCCAGACUGUAUGCCCCAAAAUGUAUUUCCAAAGGCCAGGAAGUGGGGGAAUGGCUUCCGUGCAGCCAGUCAAUUGCCCUGUUACAGUUAAGGAAUCCAGCAGGCUGGUACCACUCAUAUUUCAUCCCAGGUAAAGAUUACCUGUCAGGCCCAUGGGAGAUGUAUUGAUCUGUUUUCCUUUUUCCGCCAGCAAUCACCUGACAAAGGCACCUAGGAGGCGAGUGAAUGAGUGAUGCCGGGUCGGUCUGCUUCAGCGUGGUGGCUUCUAGUGUCCACUGAUGGGUGGAGAGGUGAUGAGGAAGAGGAGAGAUAAUGCAGUCAUAAACUCUGUUUGAACUUCCUCUGUAUGCAUGCAGGGCAGCCCCUUGGCCCCCUGGGUCACAGGUCAGUGGGGGAAUUUGCUUUCUUUUUGGGCUCCUUUCUUGUCAGUGGCGUUUGUACUUGCUGGGUAGUGUGUAGUGAUGAUAAAAAAAAACAUGCACAAGAGGCUCUCUGGUUCCUGCUGACAAAUGCAUGUUGCGAGUUCAACUCACUUUGGGGUUUGAUCUGGGCACCCUUCUCACAAAGAAAUCCUACCUGCAUUAGCAAAGAUCCAUUUAUUGAACAUUAUCUCGUGUUUUCUUGGCAGCUAAAAGUGUUUAUGUAUUUGCCUUGUUCAAUGGAAUGUCAGACCUGAUAUUAUCCAUAAAUCUGUGUAUUGUAAGUGAUUGCACUGUGUAAAAUGUGUAUUAUUUAUGAUGUGAUGCAUAAAUAUAGGACCAUUAAUUGAGGAUUUAGGUUUGAGGACAUUAAAUUCAUUAAAUCAAUUUCAUGAUAGAUAGUACAGUAGAUAUGUCUCUAUAAUUUUUUACUGUCGUGUUUUUUUAAUUUCAUUUACAAGGAUUUAAAAAUAUCUCCCUGAUAUCAGGGUUCUUAGGCAGCUAUCCAUAUUUGAUAUGUAGUACAAAUAGCAUCUUAUCUCAUAGGCUGUUAUCUUUAUAGUUAAUAGCAGUGGAGGCAUGCGUAAUUGCUUUGCAAAUGAUCUAAAGAGGAUUACUCCUCCCUUAGAAUUCCUGCACCGUGUCACUCGAUGUGAAAGCGACAUUACAAUGGCAACAUUCAAUCAAACCUGCAGUGCAGUGUUUUUGCAGUAGGUUUUCUAUGGUGUUAUGUCAAAAUAAGUGUCAGUAUGAAGUGUAUACUCUACUUUUGAAUAAACUGUGUAUGAACAUUAUUAUGGAUUAGAAGCUGUUUUAAGAAGUUGUAUUUCUACUUAUGUUAUUUAUGUAUUCAAAAUGAUAUAAAUGGGAUUUAAAAUGAAAGAUGAUGUAAUGUAAUCGUCAUGUAAUCUGUGAUGAAAAAGUAUAACUUUUUUUUCAAGUACUGAACUAUACUGUAUGUGCAAUAAAUGA